ACUCAUUUAAUUGAUUUAGCGAAGUUGCUCUCAUUCAGUAGAGGGCGACAUGUGACGGCUUUUCUGCAGAACACACAGUCUGCAGUGAAACUGACAACAUGAGCAGCAUGGCAGCUACAGAGGCCCGUAAAGUAAUUGUUUACGGAGGAAAAGGAGCUCUGGGCUCUGCGUGUGUGCAGCACUUCAGAGCUAAAAACUGGUGGGUUGCCUCCAUUGAUCUAAAUGCCAAUGAAGAUGCAAAUGCCAACGUAACUGUUAAGAUGACGGAAUCCUUCACUGAGCAGGCCAGCCAGGUGACAACUGAUGUCGGUGAGCUGUUGGGUGAAGAGAAGGUUGAUGCCAUCUUCUGUGUGGCCGGAGGUUGGGCAGGGGGCAGUGCCAAAGCCAAAACUCUCUAUAAGAAUGCUGAUCUGAUGUGGAAGCAGAGUGUGUGGACCUCAGCGAUUUGCAGUCACCUAGCAACCAAACACCUGCGAGAGGGGGGGCUGCUCACACUGGCAGGGGCUAAAGCAUCACUGGGCCCAACAGCAGGGUGUAUUGGUUAUGGCAUGGCUAAAGCAGCAGUUCAUCAGCUGUGUCAGAGUUUAAGUGGGCAAAAUAGUGGUCUACCCCCAGGGUCCGCUGCAAUAGCCAUACUUCCAGUUACUUUGGAUACGCCUAUGAACAGGAGGUUCAUGCCAGAUGGUGAUGUCAGUACCUGGACACCACUAGAAUAUGUUACAGAGUUAUUUUUUAAGUGGAUUACGGGAAAAGACAGACCUCCUUCAGGAACUCUGAUGCAGCUUGUUACAACAGACGGAAAGACGGAGGCUACACCAGUGUCAUGAUCAAUACAGUGUGUGUGCGUGUUUGUGAAAUCACAGCUUUCAGAAUAGUCUCUGUGUGUGACACUUUCUAGGCUUUCGUGUUUACUUCAUAUCAUGUCAACAAAAUACUGUAUAUGCGGUUCUUUAAAAAUAAGGUAAAUGUUCAGUAGAAUUGUAAAAGAGAUAUAUAUAAUAUAACGGCAAUAAACUGUUUUAUUCUGAUGAA
Molecule: messenger RNA, 1032 nt
Organism: Triplophysa dalaica
Lineage: Eukaryota; Metazoa; Chordata; Actinopteri; Cypriniformes; Nemacheilidae
Gene: qdprb.1
Product: quinoid dihydropteridine reductase b, tandem duplicate 1
Exons: 7
Coding region: 99-827 (242 amino acids)
Biological process (GO): L-phenylalanine catabolic process; tetrahydrobiopterin biosynthetic process
Cellular component (GO): cytoplasm
Molecular function (GO): NADPH binding; NADH binding; 6,7-dihydropteridine reductase activity
Source: RefSeq, a predicted model, not a curated record